Molecule: messenger RNA, 1215 nt
Organism: Emiliania huxleyi CCMP1516
Lineage: Eukaryota; Haptophyta; Isochrysidales; Noelaerhabdaceae
Exons: 7
Coding region: 1-1215 (404 amino acids)
Biological process (GO): UDP-galactose transmembrane transport
Cellular component (GO): endoplasmic reticulum membrane; Golgi membrane
Molecular function (GO): UDP-glucose transmembrane transporter activity; UDP-galactose transmembrane transporter activity
Source: RefSeq, a predicted model, not a curated record
AUGAAGUUCCUGUUCGCCACGCUCGCCCUGUGCGCGCUCUCGGCGCGGGCCGAGACGCUUACCGAUGCCCCGCGGCUGCGUCCCGCGCUGCUCAAGUCGCGGCAGGCCGUUGGAACGCCUGCGAUCGCCACUGCGGAGGGCCGCCAGCCGCAGCCGCCAGCUACGCGGGAGCUGCGUGGCGGCAGCGGGAUGAACGUCCCGCGCGAGCUGCAGCUUGUGAUCGGCGCCGCGGGCAUCUUCUUCUCCUUCUCCAUCUUUGCCGAGGACGUGUACAAGAAGGCGUACGGCGGCGAGUACUUUGCCUUUACGUUCCUCGCGCUGGUGAUCGAGCGUGGCGUCAACGCGCUCACCGCCUACCUCGGCAACCUCGCCCUCGGCCCAUCGGGGCAGACGGCCGUAGAGAUGCCAGACCCGGUACCUCUGCACUGCAAGAGACGGCCUCGCCGCCUGAGGACGCGUGCCCGGCUGGACGGCUCCCAUCCGCGCUGCCCUCUCGACCACACGCACAACAUCCCGCACAAGGAGAUCUUCAACUCGGGCAUCUCGCAGAUGCUCGCGAUGGCCGCCUCGAACGAGGCGCUGCGGUACGUCUCCUUUCCGACGCAGGUGCUGGGCAAGUCGUGCAAGAUGGUGCCGGUUGCGCUCAUCACGCUCGGCGUCUCGGUCUUCAACUUUGGAGGCAAGAAGAAGAAGGUGGGCAAGCCCGACCAGCCGUUCGGCCUGCUGCUGCUGGGCGCGUCGCUGCUGAUGGACGCGGUGACGGGCGGGCUGCAGGACAAGGUCAAGAAGACGACCAAGGAGAUCAACCCCCUCGUCAAGGGCGCCAAGCCCUCGAUGCACGAGUCGAUGCUCUGGACCAACGCCUCGGGCUGCCUCGUCGCGCUGCUGCUCGCGCUGCUGACGGGCCAGCCCGGCCACCUCGUCAACGGACUCGCCUUUUGCUCCAAGCACCCCGAGGCGCCUCCCUCGGCGGUGCUCAAGGCGAUCGUCGUCUACUCCAUCUCCUCGGCCGUCGGGCAGAACUUCGUCUACUACACGCUGACGCAGUUCAACCCGCUCGUGCUCACCACCGUGACCACCACGCGCAAGAUCUUCUCGACCCUCUUCUCCGUCUUCCGCAACCCCGAGAACUCGCUCUCGCCGAUGCAGUGGGGCGGCACCUCCCUCGUCUUCGCGGGCCUCAUCGGAGACAUCGCAAAGAAGAUGAUGUCCUAG